Messenger RNA from Hemicordylus capensis (graceful crag lizard), 1469 nucleotides. It is a transcript of the gene HOXB6, whose product is annotated as homeobox B6. NCBI's taxonomy places the organism in Eukaryota, Metazoa, Chordata, Lepidosauria, Squamata, Cordylidae. The record is from RefSeq and is a predicted model, not a curated record. The coding region runs from base 240 to 809 and encodes 189 amino acids. Gene Ontology annotation, cellular component: nucleus. The transcript is spliced from 3 exons. Gene Ontology annotation, molecular function: RNA polymerase II cis-regulatory region sequence-specific DNA binding; DNA-binding transcription factor activity, RNA polymerase II-specific. Gene Ontology annotation, biological process: regulation of transcription by RNA polymerase II; anterior/posterior pattern specification.
UCGGAUCACUGUCCUCUGUAGGACUCUAGCCUCUUUUAACAUUUUUUUUUAAACUUGCAUGUAUAACCUCGAUAGGGCUAAAAAUAGAGGAGGAGAAGGGGAAACACACACACACACACACACACACACACACACACAUCUAGGAGUGAGUUUAGAUUGCUAAUAUUAUCGAUUUUCCACCCUUCCCUUUCUAAUUCUCAGUGUUAAUUUUCCGUGCUGAUUUUGGGUUGUCUGUGCUAAUGAUGGUGGGGGAUAUGGAGAAUCUGUACUGGAUGGAGGCUUUUGUCAUUUUUCAAAGAGGGAAGUUACUCCAUUUUCUGUGCAAAAGGACUCGGCAAAGGAAAAGCUCUCAGAAGUCGCAAUGGACGGCUAUCAGGGAGAAAGAGACAGCCUGCUCUCUUUCGAGCUUAGAGGACCCUGUUCAGUUCGGCCCGGAACAAGUCCGGAAGUCAGAGUGCUCGCAGAGCAAACACGUUUUUGGGGACAGCGAGGAUCAGAAGUGUUCCACCCCAGUGUAUCCCUGGAUGCAAAGGAUGAACUCCUGCAACAGUUCCUCUUUUGGGCCAAGUGGCAGGCGAGGACGACAGACCUAUACCCGCUACCAAACUCUGGAGCUGGAGAAAGAAUUCCACUUUAACCGUUACUUGACCAGGCGUCGCCGGAUCGAGAUCGCCCACGCUCUUUGUCUUACGGAACGUCAGAUCAAAAUCUGGUUCCAGAACCGAAGGAUGAAAUGGAAAAAGGAAAACAAGCUACUCAACUCCACUCAGCUGAGUGCUGAGGAAGAAGAGGAGAAAACAACGGAAUGAGACAGCAGAGAGAGAGAGAGAAUGAAGGAGGAAGACAGCAAAAAUGCCAACGGGGGGGGCGGGCUCCAAAGGGGGGUGGGGAGAAGGCACAACCAAGACACACAUUUUGUAAAAUAUCCGAGACUGUAUGGCGGUGUUGGCCCACCUUCCUUUUGCACCCUCAGUCGCGUCCAGUAAUCUGUUGUAUCAUAAUCAAGGUUCUAGUCCCGUUUAUUUUCCCACCCUUUCUAUUGCCCCUCUCCUCCCACCACGAAUGGAUCUGUGGUGUUUUUUGGUUUUUUUUAAAUCUAGGGCGUCCUUCUUAGGAUUCCUACUAACUCUUGUAUUUAAAUGGAGGUGCUGCAAUAUAUGUGUCAAGUUUGGGGGGUAUUGAUUGUCUUCAUUUUGUAAAUCACACGUCUCAUGCACGCUUUUUACUUAUAUGUUACCUUUAAAAGAUGUUAAGUUAAUCAAACCCUAGGGUUUUUUUUGCCAUUCAAGUCUUUUUUUUUUUAAAGGAAAUAUCUAUUGAGAAGGAACAAUUGCUACCCGAAAAGUAUGGCAAAAUUUUUAAAAGGGGUGUUUUUGUUUGUUUAAUUUUAUUACAGUUUUGUACAGUGUUGUGUUUGUAGUUUUGUGUUAGCUAUGGAGAUUUAAAAAAUCCUCGAAUAAAAAGCAAAC